CUAUAGUUGCACUUUAAGACUAUAGUUGUGCUCCUCUCUGGCCUGGGACUAGUUUGCGGCAAGAUGGCCAAACACACCAAGAAGGUUGGGAUCAUGGGCAAAUACAGGACCCGUUAUGGUGCCUCCCUCAGGAACAUGGUGAAGAAAAUUGAAAUCAGCCAACACGCCAAGUACACUUGCUCCUUCUGCGGCAAAACCAAAAUGAAGAGACGCGCUCUGGGCAUCUGGCACUGCGGUUCCUGCAUGAAGACAGGAGCUGGCAGAGCCCGGACCUACAACACCACCUCUGCUGUCACAGUCAAGUCCGCCAUCAGAAGACGGAAGGAAUUGAAAGACCAGUAGAAGCUCCACUACCUGAAACCUCUCUGGCCUGUAAUAAAUGGGUUAAUUUAUGU
Echinops telfairi (small Madagascar hedgehog) is the source of this 395-nucleotide messenger RNA. Its product is annotated as 60S ribosomal protein L37a-like. Gene Ontology annotation, cellular component: ribosome. The record is from RefSeq and is a predicted model, not a curated record. Bases 64 to 342 code for a protein of 92 amino acids. Lineage: Eukaryota; Metazoa; Chordata; Mammalia; Afrosoricida; Tenrecidae. The transcript has a single exon. Gene Ontology annotation, molecular function: structural constituent of ribosome. Gene Ontology annotation, biological process: translation.